Messenger RNA from Oryctolagus cuniculus (rabbit), 7997 nucleotides. The record is from RefSeq and is a predicted model, not a curated record. Lineage: Eukaryota; Metazoa; Chordata; Mammalia; Lagomorpha; Leporidae.
ACCAUAUAAUGGAUUCAGAACAUAGGAAACAUUCAGUGAGUUAUAGUGGCUAGUGGCUCUCAUCAUCGCUGUUAUUUAUACUGUCCUGUGGUUUUCCUUAGCUAGUGGAGGUUUCCAGUGAUGUUCAGUGUUAAGAAGUAGCUGAGAUAGUAGUUUCUGAAUUGCCUGCCAAUGGCAGCUCUACUCUUCCACUGAGAGAAGUGUCCCGUGGGAUUGUUAGGCAUUUUUGAAGGAAGAAAGCAAGCCUGAGACAGCAGUGUGUAAAGACCGUGACAGUCCUGAGUAGCAGUUGUGAGUGGUAUUACUGCUAGAUACCUUCUGCGGAGCAUCUGAAAUAAACUUCUCUAUUGAUUUUUAUUGGCCUAGAGCCAGAAGUACUGAAUACAGUUGAUUUUGGGAUAAAAGGAAAACAGUCCUCGUCAUCAUAAACGUAUGAACCAGUGUGAUGGUGAAAUGAGAUGAGGCUCCGAAAUGGAAUUGUAACCACUGCUUUAGCAUUUAUUACUUCGUUCCUUACCUUAUCUUGGUAUACUACGUGGCAAAAUGGGAAAGAAAAAUUGAUUGCUUACCAACGAGAAUUUCUUGCUUUAAAAGAACGUCUUCGAAUUGCUGAACAUAGAAUCUCACAGAGAUCUUCUGAAUUAAAUAGCAUUGUACAACAGUUUAGGAAUGUAGGAGCAGAAACAAAUGGAAGUAAGGAUACACUAAAUAAGUUUUCAGAUAAUACCUUAAAACUAUUAAAGGAGUUAACAAGCAAAAAAUCUCUUCAAGUGCCAAGUAUUUAUUAUCAUCUGCCUCAUUUAUUGAAAAAUGAAGGAAGUCUUCAACCUGCUGUGCAGAUUGGUAAUGGAAGAACAGGAGUUUCAAUAGUAAUGGGAAUUCCCACAGUGAAGAGAGAAGUUAAAUCUUACCUCAUAGAAACUCUUCAUUCCCUUAUUGAUAAUCUGUAUCCUGAAGAGAAGCUGGACUGUGUUAUAGUAGUCUUCAUAGGAGAGACAGAUAUUGAUUAUGUACAUGGUGUUGUAGCCAAACUGGAGAAAGAAUUUUCUAAAGAAAUCAGUUCUGGCUUGUUAGAAAUAAUAUCACCUCCUGAAAGUUAUUAUCCUGACUUGACAAAUUUAAAGGAGACAUUUGGAGACUCUAAAGAAAGAAUAAGAUGGAGAACAAAGCAAAACCUAGAUUAUUGUUUUCUAAUGAUGUAUGCUCAGGAAAAGGGCAUAUAUUACAUUCAGCUUGAAGAUGAUAUUAUCGUGAAACAAAAUUACUUUAAUACUAUAAAAAACUUUGCACUUCAACUUUCUUCUGAGGAUUGGAUGAUUCUAGAAUUUUCCCAGUUGGGCUUUAUUGGUAAAAUGUUUCAAGCACCAGACCUCACUCUGAUAGUAGAAUUCAUAUUUAUGUUUUAUAAAGAGAAACCCAUUGAUUGGCUCUUGGACCAUAUUCUCUGGGUGAAAGUCUGCAACCCUGAAAAAGAUGCAAAACAUUGUGAUAGACAAAAAGCAAAUCUGCGAAUUCGUUUCAGACCUUCCCUUUUCCAACAUGUUGGUCUGCACUCAUCAUUAUCAGGAAAAAUUCAGAAACUCACGGAUAAAGAUUACAUGAAACCAUUACUUCUCAAAAUCCAUGUAAACCCACCUGCAGAGGUGUCAACUUCCCUGAAGGUUUACCAAGGACACACACUGGAGAAAACUUACAUGGGAGAGGAUUUCUUCUGGGCUAUAACCCCAGUAGCUGGAGACUACAUCUUGUUUAAAUUUGAUAAGCCAGUCAAUGUAGAAAGUUAUUUGUUCCACAGUGGCAACCAAGAACAUCCGGGAGAUAUUCUGCUAAAUACAACUGUGGAAGUUUUGCCUUUUAAGAGUGAAGGUUUGGAAGUAAGCAAAGAAACCAAAGAUAAACGAUUAGAAGAUGGCUAUUUCAGAAUAGGAAAAUUUGAGAAUGGUAUUGCAGAAGGAAUGGUGGAUCCUAGUCUAAAUCCCAUUUCAGCCUUUCGACUUUCAGUUAUUCAGAAUUCUGCUGUUUGGGCCAUCCUUAAUGAGAUUCAUAUUAAAAAAGUCACAAAUUGACCAUCUAUGAAACCAACAUUUUUCUCCAGUGAAUCUGUUAAUUAAAGAUAGUUAAGCAUGUACCCUUUUUUUUUUUUUAACUUGAACACUACCUCUUGUGAAAUCUACUGUAGAUAAGAUGAUUGUCAUUUCCACUUGGAAAGUGAAUCUCCCAUGGAUAAUUGUACUCAAUUGAAAUUGAAACUAUGCUGUCCUCUGAUUUUAACUUGACUCAAACAUUUUACGACAGCCUGUUAAUAUGACUUGUACUAUUUUGGUAUUAUACUAAUACAUAAGAGUUGUACAUAUUGUUACAUUCCUUAAAUUUGAGAAAAACCAAUGUUAAAUACAUUUUAUGAAGGGGGUACUUUUGAAUUUCAUUUAUUUUAAUAUUAUAGACCCUCUUUUAUAGAUUAUCAGGGAUUAUAUAUAUAGAUAUAUAAAUAUACAUAAAAUGUUCUGGAAUUAAUUUAUUAGAAACACCUAAGAAAUACAUAUUUUUGUGCAGUAAAUUUUUGGAUUGAUACUUUUUUUGAAAACCAGUUACCUUGCUUUUUUAAGUUCUUUCUAUAUUUACUUUGGAAAUGCAAACAUUACAAAUCAAUGCCAUUUUUCAAUGCACUGCCAUUUAAGAUUGAUUAUAGAUGGAUUUCUUAACUGAAGUACUUUUAUAAUUGCAACGAUUCUGAACAAAAUAUUUUCAAAGGCAUUUGUCAUUCCUACAAGUCAAGAUUUUAAAGACCAACAUCCUUCUUGAGGGUUAUUUUACUAUACUGUGUAUGGUGUAUGUAUUAGUCAGCUUUUCGUUAUUAUAACGAAAUACUUGACACAGGCUUCUUAUAAAGGAAAUAUAUUUUGGCUCACAGUUUUGGAGGUUCACAGUCCAAGGCUGGGCAGACCCCAUUGGUUUAGUCUCUGGUGAUGGUAUUGUUAUUGGCAAAGUCCCAAGGUGGCACAGGGCAUCACAUGGCAAGAGGGAAUGUACACAUACGUUCUGUAGUUCUCUCAUAAAGCCAUGAGAAUGUAAUCACUGGGGCUUCACCCUGAUGAUCCAAUCACCUCCCAAAGGCCUCUCCUCCAAACGCCAUCACUGGAUUAAGUUUCCACCCUGUAGGACCAUAAGGACUUUGGGACCAAACCUUUAAUAUUUGGGCCUUUGGGGGACACUCAACAUCCAGACUAAUAUCCAAACCGUAACAGUGUAUGGUCACAGAAAAUCAGGGUGAUACAUUUUAACAUGCUGAAUUAUCAUAUACUUGUUAUAUUUCCUGAUAUGUAAAAUGACAAUGUCUUUUGGCCUUUUUAGUCUGUCUUUAAUCUGUGAGUUAGAUGCUUUAUUCUUGUUGAUCAUUUUAUAAAUCUACACAUUUUAUGAGUUCUAAUGGAAUGUUUGCUAAGUAAUGCUAUUGCAAGGGUUGUAAAGUGGCUUCGUUUUAAAGAAAAACAAAAUUGUAAUAUUGGAUUUUAGUGAAAGGUAUUGUAGCAGUUCUGUGUUUUCUUGAAAUGGUUUAUUCUGUCAUGUUAUGAACUGAUAAAUCCCAAGCCCUGCAAUUCCAAACAUUACUGCUACACAUGAAUAUUAGCAGUCCUGGCAAUCGGUGAUGUCUACUAAAGAUAAGUACAUUAAAACAUGAAUUACCAACAUCAGUUCCCAGCCAUUCUACUUUGACAACCCAGAGUUGCAGGUAGAGUACAGAUGUGAGAUGUUGAGCCGCUGAGCUUUCAGAGUAGGCCCUCGCCGAGGGCUUUGGUGGGAUUGGUUCAGCUUCAUCUGGUUGCCCAGUGUGCUGAAUAAGUAGCAUCAGACAGUACCACUCUCUGUGUAGUGUUAUGAAGUGAAAAACAUUGAUACAGUGCAGUUAUUGCCAUCAUUCUACAUUGUAAUAGUAAUUUUUGGUUACUUUUGAUGCCUGGAGUGAUUUUUAUGUCCAGCUGAAGUUGUUCAUUGGAGUUUUUUAGACCUUUUCUUUAACUUAAUUUUCUUGUCAGCUUUCUUUGGCCCGGUGACCACAGGCAAAUUUCAUUUGGAAGCAGAGUAUCUGCGAUCUAUAAAACUUUGGCACCAGCUUAGCAUACUAAGUUCCUGGAGUCCCCUGGGUCCCCGCUUCUUCAGUAGCCAGCUGUGGUUUCAGGAAGAAAGGCCACGCUCCUAAGGUCUGGUGAAGAGAAGAUAGACUGCGACCCCUGAGGCCGUUUGUUAGAGCUGCUUUGAGGUCUUCCUGGCCAGCUUUUUCUGUCUUGCUGCUCAGUCUCCCCUCCCAGGUUUGCUCACCCCCCCCCAUUCCUAAAACUCCUGCCCGUCACCCAGACUCUUGUGCCCUCCUCCCCAUGUCUGUUCCUAGAGCCUGGAAUGUGGCUGGCACGUGGCAGGUGCAGUGGGCAUCUGGGUGAGGAGACCAGCUGUUCUGCCUACCCUCCUCUACCUUUGCUCGCUUCCUUUUCCUCCUGUCCUCACCACACACGUGCAGGUAUCCUCAGCUGUUUAGUUUUGAUUAUUGGGUGCAUCUGUGGGGUGUGUUGCCUCUUUGACCAAACUGCAAGCUCUGGAGGUGAGCCUGGAACUCAGGCUUCUCUGUUCACGUGUGCUGCAGCAGGUGCUCACUGCAUUGGCACCUGCCUCCUCCUUUUUGCCAGGUUCUAUACGAUGAGAAGCAUCCAUACUUUCUUUGCCCAGGCAAGACAUUGUGGUGGUAGCCCUGAAGACUGGUGUUGAGGCAAAAGAUUGGAAGUGAAAAGUACUUGAACUGAAAAGGUAAAUUCCUGACCUUUGACAGGACAUUGAACCACUUUUACCGAAACAGUGAAAGAGAAAAGUGUCAAAUAGUAGAACUAAGUUGAUAGGUAUAUAUAUGGCAUGGCUUGGCAUCUGAUCUAUAUUUCACAUAUACUACUCAGACUUUCUCAAGCUGUGCUGGCCUAGCCACGACAUGCAUGGUAGCUAUUUAAAAAAAUUCAGUUCUGCAGUCACAUGAAUUUCUUAAGUGCUUAGUGGCCACAUGAAGGUAGAGGCUGUCACAUUGGACACCACAGAUCCAGAGUGUUUCCAUUACUGCAGAAAGUUCUGUUGGAGAGUAUUGUGCCAAGAGUGCUAGUGCGGACAUGUUAGAAAUCAGUCAGUGAAUUCUUAUGAUGGACUAAAGGAGAUAAUGUGGCUACAUCAUUAUGUGUGUGGUGGGGUGAGUAUUUUGGGUGAGAAAAGAAAGUUGAGGAUUAGGAUUCUAAGACCCAGGGUAAGUUCCUUACUAUCCUCUCAGGCAGUUUCCACAGCAUGCAUUGCAUCUGUAGUCAAAAAAAGAUAGUGUAAUUGGAAAGCUUUGGAAUAAAUUAAUGCAAAUGAAUUGUUUUAGCCUGUAGGCUACCAGAUGUGUGUGUAUAUUCAACCACUGGAGAUUCUUUGAACAAAGGUAUUAUAUAGUUUCUCUAAUCGGUGGCCGCACCAGUACAUAAUUAUAAGGUGUGAUCGUUUUCAAAACCAUUAGCAAAGUUCUGAAGGCUUUUAAAAAAUCUGAUCUAAGAAUGAGAAAAAUGUCUUCCAGCAGUGCUGUUCCUCAGAGAAAGGGUUGGCUGGGUGAAUACGAUUGAAUACGGUGUGUCUGGAGAUUGUACUAAUAGUGUGUAUUUGUGGUAGGCAGAGUUCUAAAAAUAUCCUCUGAGUGUGGGGGUACCUGUGAAUAUGACCCAAGAUUACAUCCCAUUAUUUACCAAAGGGGGAGUUAUCUGGGGGUGGCUCAUCGGAUCUUGAGCUCUUUGAAAGCAGUUUUCUCAGGCUGGUAGCAGAAGCCAGAGACUCAAAGCACCACGGGGGCUUCAGGGUGAAAUGGGCCGUGUGAGAAGGAAUAUGGGCGGCUUUCAGGAGCUGAGAGUGUUGGCUGAAGGCCCAGGAAAUAGGAACUCAGUCACAGAAAGCGAGUUCAGCCCUCAAGCUCAUUCUCGGGCUUGGAGAUGGAUUCAUCUCCAGAUAGAGAGCCCAGCCUGGCAGACACCUCGAUUCUAGCUCCAUGAAAUCCUGCUUACGCAGAGAGCUCAGCUCAGCCUGCUUGGACUUCUGACUGCAGAACUGUGAGCUAGUCAGCGUUGUUUCAAGCUGAUCCUGUCCUAAUAUGUUACGCAACAAUAGAAAAUGAAUGCAAUAUGUAAAAGAGGCAGUCUUCAUACUUGAUUCCCUAAGGUAUUAAGGUAUAUCGGCUAUUUCUUGGUAAGUUCAUGAAGUCAAGUCUUGGCUACCACAGAAUACCUGAGUUUCAUCUAAGAUCUCUGCCAGAGAUCUCAAACAGUCUUCACUGGAAGUUUGUUGGCAAAAAGUUGCAGCAUUUUAGUGGUGUUUUAUAAAGACAUUGCUAAAAUGAGAUUGUAGGAAUAGAAUCAAAGUAGUGUAUAAGAGGUCUUUUUUCCUGAGUGAGGUAUUAAUUCUUACUGAUUUAGACUGCUUUGACCUUGACAUAAGUGUAUUAAAGAGUGACAGUGAAAUUUUGAGAAAAAAAUACUUAGUCUUUAUGUAGAGAUCAGAUAAUCUAUUCUGGAUGAGGGUCCUUUUUUGUUUUUUUAAACCAAAACCUAGUUUAUUAGCACAGAUCAAGUCCUCUAUGUGCCAACUGAAUUUCUGUACUAUGAGAAUGUUUUCCAAAAUACCUCUAUGCUUUCAAGCCAUUAAUUGCUAGUGAUGUUUAUUUUGGCUUAUCCAUUUAUUCUGUGGGGUUUUUUGUUGUUGUUUUGUUUUUAUUGUACUGCCAUAGCCCUGAUGUAGGACAAGCAGCCUAAGGAAAGGGAAUUAUGCUAAAGCCUGUCAGUGAUCAGAAAUCCGAGUCAUAGCAUACUGUGUUUAGGGAACUUAGAUAUCCAGGCAACUCCAAUCUCUAUAGAAGGAAAAUUUUCCAAACCAUGUAACAGUAUUUAUAGUGUGUAAAAUUUAGUUUGAUAAUUGUGAAUUUUUAAACUGAUAUUAACAGACUCAUGCUAUGAUAAUUAGUAUGUUUACUUCAUUAAUGCAUGUGAACACUGCUAAAAAGACUACUACCAGAGUAUUAUUUUAAAAAGGCAACCAAAUGGAGGAUUUUGUUAUACAUGUCUGUAUCAGUAGCUAUAUCAUAAAUUCUUCCCUUCUUACCCAGAACACUCAUUUCACCAGCUUGGGUACUUACCUAGAAUACUGUUAAAGAACAAACAUGAAAGAGGGCUAGCACCCCAAUGCAUGUGUGGGCUGAGCUGACACUUCGAUAAAGUAAAUGCAGUGCAAAAACACAGUGGUGCUAAAACUGUUCUAAAAUAAGGAUUGUUUGCUGUGGAGAAUAUUUUAAUACCGUGGACAUUAGGGAAUUUUAUGUAUCACUUGCCCCUAGUUUUAUUGUGUUAAUAAGCAAGAUGUCUUAGAUCAAAGGUUUGGUACUGUAGCUUGAUUAGCAUUCCAUUAUUUAUUUGAAAUGCUGUGUUUGCUUCAAUGUGGUGAACACACUUUCUGAAGACCUAUUCUCUGAGCCUUAAAUCGGGUUGACAUCGACAGUACUGUAAGACGCACUGCCAGCAGAUUUGAUACCCUUCAUCUCAGUGUAGAUACAAUGUUUCCAAGAAAGCUUUAGAAAUCAGCUAGGUUUAAAAGUGUGUUUCAUUUGUGGAAUCAAAAACAACACUUCUUUGGAAAGGCUGUCACGGCAUUUGGGGUUUCUGGAGGCAUUCCUUCAAAAGCUGCCUGAGGAAUCUCUUGGCCAGGUUGUACCAGAUGUUUUUCCUUAAAUGUAUUGUACAUAUUUUCCUUGAAAUAUCUUCACUGGUUGAAUGGUUAAUAUUUGUAGUAAUAUUUAGGUACCUGUUGGAUUUUUAAAGGAAGAUUAUUUAUUUUCAAGUUUGCUGCUAUAAUUGAAAACCCAAUAACUGGUCCUGUCGACUGUGCCUUUCAUCACUGUUUCUCUGUGCCACAACCAUUCAUCUGUAUUUGAAAUAAAGAAGUUUUAAAAAUCA